CAGCCCUUCACACCGACCUCCGGCCAGGCGCCGCCUCGCGGACCUGCAUCUCGACCCCUCGCGCGCGCGCCCAGCUUGGCCCGCGGCCGCUGCUCCGCCACCCGCGACUCCAAAACUGAACAGGAGCCAGGGCUCUGGACACAGAAGCUGCUGCAGAGGUUUCACAGGGAUGCCAGGUUAGACCUGGGCUGAGGACGUCAGCCUGGUGAGUCGCCACUUUCACCUGAACAUCGACCCAAAGGUGGAAGUUUAGUGUCGCCCAGACCUGAUUUGAAGCUGCACAGAACUGCAAGUCAAUUGUUCAUGAAGCAGAAGCUAACGUCACUGUCACGUGGACUCCAGCAGGUGCUUGCAGGGGUCGGUGAGCCUCUAUCCACACAGGAGACCCUCGGGCCCCAGGUCAGGGUUAAGGAUGCUUGCAAGCUGAUGUACAUACACAUUCAGAGAUGUUUAGCCACCUGAGGCCUGCGAGGAGGUUGUGCCUGGAGGAGACGUUCCCACGAUGGCCUCUCUCCUGCAGGGCUUUAUCCGGCGCAGAAGCAGUCAAUGCCCUGAGGCCCUUCUACUUCGCUGUCCAUCCGGACUUCUUUGGACAGCACCCCACGGAGCGGGAAGUCAAUGAAAAUUCUCUGAAGAGACUAAGCGUCUACUUAGAAAACCUCCAGAAACCAGGUCUCAAGUCUCUGAAACCAACACAGCUGACAUUCCAUGUCAGAGAAACAGACCAGAAUUCCUCUGAUGGCCAGGAGCCUGUCAACACUUGCGGCUUCCGAGUGGUCAGCUUCACGCUGCACACCAGGGACCUGCUGAGCACGGUCUUGCACGUCCUCAACUCCUGCAGCUUGUCUGUUGAGCACAUCCAAAACGUGAGUUCUAAUGUGCAGCCUCCCGAACAGGCCAAAAGAAGGCCUGACCGGCCUAUCAAGUGGGACAAGACUUACUACACCUUCACCGGCUUCAAGGAUCCUGAAGGAGACCUCCAACAAGCCUCGAGACUGGAGACGACUUUGACAUCCUGGCUAGAUAAUAAUGGGGAAAGUGCUGUGAAAAGGCUGGAGAGCAGCCUGCCGCUGAGAAAAGAGCUGGACCGUCUGAAAGAGGGGCUGUCUCACCAGUUGCAGCUCACAGAUAUCAGGUGGCAGAGGGGGUGGGGCGUCGCCCACCGCUGCAGCCAGCUGCACAGUUUGAGCCGCUUAACACAGCAGAACAUGGAAACGCUGAAGAACGCGAAAGGGUGUACGAUCAUAUUCGCAGACCGCUCUGGGAUGAGUGCCGUGGGCCAUGUGAUGCUGGGAACCAUGGAUGUCCACCACCACUGGACCACACUUUUUGAAAGAUUACCCCAUUAUCUGGACCUUCAAAGGAGGCUGGCACUGCUGGAGGAGCAGAUAAGCCAGCUUCUGGGCGGCAUCCAGGUCGUGUGCACGGAAGAUCUGCAGCCGGCGCUGACCCUGGAGGAGCACUACUCCCUCCUGGACGCGUUUCGCGGCCGGCUGCUGAGGCACCGCAGGCCCGUUCACCCUCGGAGUCUGCGCGGCUUACAGAUGGUCCUUGACAGCGACAGGUGUGCUCCGAGCUUGCAUGAACUCGGACAUUUCAACAUCCCAGUCCUCUGUGACCCAGCAAGCCUGCAGGGGUUUAUUCUCGCCAAGGCCCAAGAAGCGAGAGAGAGCCUGAGAAGGAAAGAAGAGUUAAAGGCCAUCGAGAAGGAACUGAUGAGGGCUUCCACAGAGCACUUUUCUCUGGCGAAGUUCUAUAAGGAGCCGAGUGUAUCCAGCAAGCAGAUGGCGGCCUGCUGUAAGAGGCUCCUGGAGCGGUCUCUGCCCUGCCUGCAGGGGAUGCGCCUCUGCGUCUCCCACUUCUACUCCGUCACACAGGACGGAGACCUUUGUAUCCCUUGGAACUGGAAGGACGGGGGAGCCAUGAAAUAGCACAGAGAUCUGUGCUGGCUUUUUAAAGAGAGAAAAAAAAAAACUGUUCAACUUAUUUUAACCCACAAUUUGAAAAAUGACAGUAUUACAUAUAUAUUUCAAGAACAGAGUCUCAAACUGCUGCUUUCAAAGGAGAAUUUUUUUAAUCAACUACUAAACUUGUUUUAAAAAAGGUUUAUCUCCCAAUCUUAUGGUGUUUCUUACCUGAUUUUCAAGAGUAGAUUGAAAGAAGUCUGGCUGGAAGAGCAUAUUUCAGUGUUGUGUUAAUGAGGGACUCCGCAGUUAAAGAUCUGUUUUCUGCGGCCGGGUGUCGGUCUGUGCGAGCAGGCCUCACGCAGGGCUGCUCUGAAGUAUAACGAAGCUCGAUGCUGCGGUCACACUGGCCGACCUGCACCCCUAUCACUGCGCCUCAGGAACUUUGUGCUUGUAGCCGUAUAGACAGUGGAGUUCCAGACCGAUGACUGGUGAACAGUAAAGAAUUAGACCACCGGGGGUCCAGGUGGCAGCGCACCUGUCUGAGCGCUCACAUCACAGUGCACAAGGACCCAGGUUCAAGUCCCCGGUCCCCACCUGCAGGGGGAAAGCUUCGUGAGUGGUGAAGCAGGGCUGCAGGCGUCUCUCUGUCUCUCUCCCUCUCUAUCACCCACUUCCUUCUCAAUUUCUGCCUGUCUCUAUCCAAUAAAAAUUAUUUUUAAAAUAUAUAUAAAAAAAUUAAACCUUAAAGAAUUUGCCUAAGACAAAAAGACGGGGGGGAAGCAGUUGGGUGAAUAUAUGGCCUUGACAUUGUCAUUAUCCAUCGGUAACAAUUUUUCUUUUUCCAUCGGGGUUAGGGUGAGGGCUCAGUGAUAUGCCACUCCCGAUGGCUUUUUUUUUUUUUCAGUUUCCUUUGAUAGACUGAGACACCAGGCCUGGGUGGUGGCGCGCCUGGCUGAGGGCACAUGUCACAGGGCACAAGGACUCGGGUUCAAGCCUAUAGUCCCCACCUGCAGGGAGAAAACUUAUGAGUGGUGAAGCAGGGCUGCAGGUGUCUGUCUAGCAACCCCUUCCUUCUUGAUUUCUGGCUGUCUCUAUCCAAUAAAUAAAAGAUUAAAAUUAAAGGGGGCUGGGCGGUAGCACAGCAGGUUAAGCACACGUGGCACAAAGCGCAGGGACCAGCACAAGGUUCCCAGUUCAAGCCCCCGGCUCCCCACCUGCAGGGGGGUCGCUUCACGGGCGGUGAAGCAGGUCUGCAGGUGUCUGUCUUUCUCUUCCCCUCUCUGUCUCCCCUCCUCUCUCCAUUUCUCUCUGUCCUAUAUAACAAUACCAACAAGGGCAACAAAAGGGGAAAAAUGGCCUCCAGGAGCAGUGGAUUCGUGGUGCAGGCACCGAGCCCCAGUGAUAACCCAGGAGGAAAAGAAAAUUAAAAAGAGACAGAGACAGAAAAGGAGAGAGAACUGCAGCACUGCACCACCACUUGUGAAGCCUCCCGGGGGCAGGGACAGGGGCUUGAACCCAGGUCCUCAGCGCGUGAGCUCUGCCAGGCGCCGCACCACUCAGCCCCUCGGAACAGGCUUGUCAGACACUCGCAGCGAUGGUGAAUUCCACUGUGGCCCGUGGGUCUCCCCCACACCACAGCACUGCAGCGGUUGGUGCGGCAGAGGGACGAACAUCAAGCAGGUGUUUUGAACGGUCUGAUAAAGUGACUCACCUGUGGUCAUGGACAAACCGUCUGGGACGAUUCUGGCGUCCUGGAGAGCUUCAGCCAGGAGGGCCAAGUGAUCCAGGCCACGCGGGGGCUCUGUCACGCCCUCCCACCCCGUCCUUGCUCCCACCCAUGUCUGACGCGGCGUCAGCACAGCCGGGCCCCAGGCGCCACGGGCUUCUGCGCCGACAGCUCCCUGAGACGGUGGCUGGCCCAGGUGCGGCCCUCUGGAGCUUGUGUCUCAGGAGGUCGAGGCAAACCAGUUUGAGACACUGUUUUUGCAACUUACAGCUGAAGAAAGGGCACACCAAGCUCCGCUUACGCUGAGCUCUUCUUGAAGUGUGCUUUUAAAUUCAUGUAGCCGUUGAAAUCGAAGUGUGUUUUGAAAAGAGGUAUUAAUUGGUAAUUAUUUAGAGUGUGAGUAGCUGUCCUUGGAAUCUGUGCUCACUCACUCAAGUGGCUCGCCGUGCUUAUGUAGUUCCUCUGAUCAUCACCUGUGGAGCCCUCCCAGCACCAGGUGACAGGAGUGAAGAAUCCCCCAGACCUCGUGUGGGAAGAUCAACUGGAGAAAAACGUGUCUGGGUUAUGCCGUGUCGUCAAUCAGCUGCUAUAAGACCCUCAGUACAGUGUCUAGAAGUGGACUUAGUCUCACAGCUCACUGUCACAUAAUAAAUAACGCACUAACCAGA
Erinaceus europaeus (western European hedgehog) is the source of this 4301-nucleotide messenger RNA. RefSeq names its product T cell activation inhibitor, mitochondrial (gene TCAIM). The record is from RefSeq and is a predicted model, not a curated record. Lineage: Eukaryota; Metazoa; Chordata; Mammalia; Eulipotyphla; Erinaceidae. Gene Ontology annotation, cellular component: mitochondrion. The transcript has 13 exons. The coding region runs from base 447 to 1931 and encodes 494 amino acids.